Molecule: messenger RNA, 8548 nt
Organism: Zeugodacus cucurbitae (melon fly)
Lineage: Eukaryota; Metazoa; Arthropoda; Insecta; Diptera; Tephritidae
Exons: 18
Coding region: 1030-6738 (1902 amino acids)
Cellular component (GO): cytoskeleton
Source: RefSeq, a predicted model, not a curated record
UCGUGUUGCGAAAUUUAUUUAGUGAAAAAGCGUAUUAAAAUAUAGUUUUUUAUAGUUUAAAGUGUUUACUGCUUUAAUUUAAGUGUGCUACUAAGUGUGUAGUGAAAAAAACUGACUGUGUAAUGUAUGCUAAUAGUUUUCUACGCCUUGAAAAAAUUGCGUAUCGUUGUUGCUACAAGUGUGUGCGUUUUUUGUAAUAGACUCUCGUUCGUCACUCGUACGCUCGUUCGUUGUUCCGGUUGCUGUCUUCCAUUUACUGUGAGGCAUCGUUGAAACACUUUCAUUUUGCUGUAGUACAUAAAAGUGGUAAAUGUACCGCCUUUAUGAUGAUGCUGCUAGACCUCCGCGCCUCAAAACCCGCGUUACUUGUUUGACGCUGGCUAAACGCUGACGCUGCUGCUGUUGCAUUUAAAUGAGUUGCACAGCGUCGCCAUUCAGUCUGCACGUUUUCAUCGUUAUCAGCCGGGAUUAAGGCUGAAGGAUUAAAGGUGCUUCAACUGUGUGACGGAGGAGCAACACAGCAUCCCAAAUCCCAGACUUAUACGCACAAGCAAAUACGUCGUCAUAUUCGCAUUUUGCCUAAGCAAAUCAGCUGUCAAGUAGCAACAAAGCCUCAAUCUGACAUACUGGAGCUCACACAUAUUAUUCGUGGUCUCAACAGUGCGAACUACCAACCCACCUGCUACUAAUCUACUCUGAGCGGUACUUUUAAGUGGAUAAUUUACUUUGCCUCAUAAGCAUAUGCAUAAAUGCAUAUAAACAAGCGGAAGUCACCAGUUCGUGCUUGUGCGUUGGUUCUGUGACUGGCCGGCGUCUGUGUAUUACUUGUAAAUCUCAACGUUUCCGGUUUUGCUGCGUUGCAGUAUUUAUGAAUAGUGUCAGUGAAGUGGAGCGCUCUUCUGGCGGAUAUUUUCAGUGAACGUUACAUUAUGCACACUUUGCGCGCGCAAAGCCUUUAACGAAACGCCUCGAACUCGAUUACUCUAAACACGCACUCGGCCCGCUUGAGCGCCAGCGACGCGCCCACAAAUGUCUGACGAAGUGCCUUCGGGGCGCUUAUCGCAAAUCUUCGAUUCGCUCACCAAUCUACAGCAACAACAAGUGCUACAAGCGCGUCGCCGCUCCGCCUCUUCAUCGUCGCCUUCGCCGGCGAAUUCUGGUCGCGCCACACCAUCCACAACUGCCAGCGCCGGCCAACAACCGUUUGCCUUUCACCACCAGCACUUCAGCAAUCAUGCGCAUGCGUAUUAUAUGCGCGCACAGGAUGGCAAUGCCUAUAUGCAUACCUUUCCGGCGGCGGCGGCGACGCAAGCGCAUCAUCAUCAACAUCACUUGCAUCACAUGCAAUCGGCGCACUAUUAUGCGCCGCAACAAAACGCACAACAACAACAACAGCAGCAGCUAUAUUGCGGCGCGCAGCAACAGCAAAUGUCGUUGCCACCAAUGUAUGCCUCACAGUCGUUGAACUCAUCGCCGUUGCUCACAAAACGCGCCACCUCCUUCAGCGGUAACAUACCCUUAACGCGUCCGCACUGCGAAAAUGUUGCCGCUAUGCGCAUAUCGGCGGCCACAACGGGCGCGAGUGGCAAUGGCGUCUCGCAAUCGACACCGAAUAGUCCGCGUUUGAUGCCGCGUCGCGUGCAACGGCCACCGCCCAUACCGGCAAAGCCAACCGCGGCGUCGCUACAAAGCGCGGGUGGUGGCGCUAUGGCUAAGAAGCCCGUCUCAGCUAGUGGCAGUGAUGCCUCGGAAAAGUCUGAUUCGGGCACGGUGCAGCCGGCUGCCGGUGCGGCGAUUAAUCCGGGUUUAGCCGCAUUAGAUACCGAUGCGCCUUGGCCACAUUUCUCCACACUCACCGAACAUUUGGACGUACAUCAGGUCAACAACUACGCGCAGCCAGUGCCGGAGAUUAACUGGCAAGAACGCUGUCUGGAGCUACAACUCGAACUGCAUCGUUCCAAGAAUCAAGCUGGUCGCAUACGUGAUAUGCUACGUGAAAAGAUUCCUUUCAUAUUUCAUUACGAUGUGUCUGUGUUGCUGGACAUAUACUUAUGUAAGCAAUAUGGUGAUUAUUCAGUUCAAAAGUCAAAUUUAAUACCAACAAAUGUGUUAUCCGAGUUGGAGCAACGCGUCGUCGAGGCGGAAGAACGCGCUGAAGAAGCGGAAGAUAAGGUGCGGGCUAUGGAACAGCGGCUGAGUGAAUGGCCCAAACCACCACAGUCAGCCACCAACUCGCCGAUCCAUCAAAGCCAACAACAAUUGCAACAACAACAAUCAACACUAACCGCACAGCAAUCAGCUAGUCUUCCCACCCAAGAGGCUGAGAAAACCAUCAACUCAUUGGAAAUACAAGUUGAGGAGCAACGUCAAUUGCGUCUACACGACGCUCGACAAGUCGAAGCUAAAGCGGCCAAAAUCAAAGAAUGGGUCACCAAUAAGCUACGUGAACUUGAAGAACAAAAUCAAUUGUUACGCGAACAGAAUGUCAAAUGUAAUCAACAAUUGGAAUUGUUAAAGAAUCAUAUCGCCAAUCAAUCGAAUCGACACAGUAUAGUCGGCCCGCAUCCAGUGCGCAAUAGUCUGAGUUUGGAUGUACAAGAGUUCGCCGACUCGGCAGAGGGACGACGUCGCAGUGAAAGUUUAGAUCCACAAGAGAUCAUCAAUCGCCCGUUAACCGCUUCAUAUCCGCAUCAUCAACAUCGACGCAACCUCAGCAUGGAACCGCAAGAGCUCGAACGGAACUUGGUUGCGGCCGUCGAUGGUUUAACGCUCACACCACUAGCCAGCAUCUCGAAAGCGUCCACAACGCGACCGGACAGCUCGGAUACUGAUACAGCGCACGAUUAUGCUGAGAUCUAUACACCGUCGUGUGAGAAGCUACCAGCUUGGAUGAAGAACAAUCCAGCGUUGAUGGCGAGCGGCGGUAAUUCGAGCACCACUACCACAACCAGUGAUUUGGGUGUACCGCGCCCGCCAACGCCACCAUUACAUCGCUUCCCCAGCUGGGAGGCGAAGAUUUAUCAAGUAGCCAACGAUGGCUUGAGUGGUGUGAGUGAGGAGAAUCUAGUGCAGCAGCAGCAUGAUAUUCAGCAGCCACACUCCCAGCCGCCACCCGACAUACAGGAGUCCACAAGUGGCGCGGCGUCGGCAGGCAGCAAUAGCGCCUGCAAUACGCUUGCGAAUGGUGGCGGUCAUGGACGUGCUACGCCUUCAAAUAACGGUACAUUGGGCAGUACGCGUGGCGAGUCGGUUGCUGGCGGCAAUGGUGUACCCGGCACACCACAACUGCCCACACGUCAACAGCAGACUGCAAGCGGAGGUUUCUGUGAUAUAUCGGUGCCCGUGUAUGCCACCGUCAAAGGGCGCGCUUCCCAAAUACGUUCCAUGCCCUUCACGGGCGACUCCAGUGACGACUCGAGCGAUGGCGAAGAUCAUGCCGUUAUGCUAACGCACAAUUCACACAACUCAUCGAGCACCGACAACACGGAAACAUCGACAUCGGGUAGCGCAUCAAGUCCAUCGAAAAGUCUAAAGACAUCGUCAAGUUUGAGUCCGGCUAAGCGUAGCGGUUCAGAGAGCCCAAAGAAUACGAAAGCUCGUGCUCACCAAAUGCACAUAUCCAACACACAUUACACCAACACAAAUAUCAAACAUAACAAUCAUUACAACACAAUGCACACAUACAACAAUACACAACAUUUGGGUCCUUACACCAAUACACAAACAUUACCGUUACCAAAUCACAACAACAAUGCCAACAAUCACGCGACUACCAACAAUCAUCUACGUCUCCCCCACAUGCGUGGUACAGUAAUUUCAGAUAUUUCCUUUGAAUCAGGCCUGUCGGAUGAUUAUGCAUUGCCACCGGAUGCGGUAUCUGAGUCCACAUGCAUGGAUGCCUCCAUGCCGUCGCUGCUAAUGCGGCAAUCGUAUGUGGAUUCGCCGAGUAAGAAGAUCGAAUCGUUGGAAAAGAUGGGUCAUCUCGCCAAACUCGGUGGCAAACUGAAGACCUGGCGCAAGCGUUGGUUUGUCCUUAAGAAUGGCACACUCACCUACUGGAAGAGUCAGCACGAUGUGAAUCGCAAGCCACAAGGUCAAAUCAUGUUGGAUGAGGCGUGUCGCAUUAAUCGCGCCGAAGGUGCUUCCACAUUUGAGAUUGAUACCGGCAAAAAGGUUUACUAUCUCACCGCCGACUCCAAUGCUACGAUGGACGAUUGGAUACGCGUGCUACAGAAUGUGCAGCGUCGUAAUGCGACCAAGCUGCUGUUGAGUCGUGACGAUCAGAAACCCACCAUACAGGGUUGGGUCACUAAAGUGAAGAACGGACAUGCGAAGAAGUGUUGGUGUGUGCUUUUGGGUAAAAUGUUCCUCUACUUUAAGGCGCCGGGCGAGACGAAUCCACUCGGUCAGAUAAAUAUGCGCGAUGCACGCGUCGAAGAAGUCGAACAUGUUUCCGACUCCGACUCGGAGGAACGUGAAGAUCCGACACAGAGUCAGGCACGUCUUACCGUUGCCAUUUAUCCAGCACAUCAAGGUCCCACAUACCUUAUACUACCCGGCAAACAGGAACGUGAUAAUUGGCUAUACCAUUUAACUGUGGUGUCGGGUGGUGGUCCAAAUGCGGGCACACAAUACGAGCAACUCGUACAAAAACUUAUGGAGACUGAUGGAGAUCCCAAUUGUGUUCUAUGGCGCCAUCCAAUUUUAUUACAUACCAAAGACGCCAUCACAUCACCGCUUACCUCGCUACACUCGGAAGCCAUGCAGCCCGAAGCUAUUAAAUUGUUUAAGAGCAUUCAACUAUUUAUGUCGGUGGCUGUCAACCAACCCGGCAUCGAUUAUCACGUCGUCUUGGCACAGAACGCCCUACAACACUGCCUGGACAUGCCCGAAUUGCAAACGGAAAUGAUUGGAAUUUUAGUGAAGCAGACUUCGCGGCACACCGGCCAGAAGCUUAGUGUCGGCGUCCAGGUAAACAAGAAACUGGGCAAGCAAACGCGCCAACUACUACUGUGCGCCACGCAGAGUCUAUUCACUUGUGAUACACAACAAGGUGGCGCCGCACAGGCCAACGGCAGUUCACCAACAUCCAUACAGGCACCUGCACCACCACCCAUCAUCGAUUGCAAAUCAAAUCCACCUGCCUACUCGUUCGUCCAAGGCUGGCAAUUGCUCUCACUCGCCGUCUCACUCUUCGUGCCCAAAUCGAGUCGUCUUCUCUGGUAUCUGAAGCUACAUCUGUCGCGUAAUGCGGACACGAAAACCGAAACGGGUAAAUAUGCGGCCUAUUGUGAACGCGCAUUGGAGCGUACAUUGAAGAAUGGCGGUCGCGAAACGAAGCCCUCACGCAUGGAGGUGCUGUCUAUAUUGCUGAAAAAUCCAUAUCAUCACUCACUGCCACAUGCCAUACCGGUGCACAUGAUGAAUACCACGUAUCAGGUCGUCUCUUUCGACGGCUCGACUACUAUCGAAGAGUUUCAAACUACGCUCGCACAAGAGAUCGGUACACGCGACGCCACAAAUGGUUUCUGUCUCUUCAGCGACGAUCCAAUCGAAAAGGAUCUGGAACACUAUCUCGAUCCGCUCGCUAAACUGUGCGAUGUCAUCUCCAAAUGGGAGACGGCUUUACGUGAAAAAGGUUCCGGUAAAUUCGAAAAUACACGCGUCAUACAAUUGACCUACAAAAAUCGCCUUUAUUGGCGGCACACAGUCAAAUUCGAAACGGACAAGGAACGACUGCUGUUUUGCUACCAAACGAAUGCACAAAUCGUGCAGGGACGUUUUCCGUUGUCGCGCGAUCUAGCGCUCGAGUUGGCCUCGCUGAUGUCACAAAUCGACAUGGGCGACUACUCGCACGAAAAAUCACGCGGCACGGGUAGCAAUGUUGGCAUCAAAGCGCUCGAUAAAUUCUAUCCCUACCGCUAUCGCGAUGCGCUCAACGCCGAACAGCUGAAGGAGGUGCAAGAGUUGCUCAUCUCGAAGUGGAUGCUGCUGAAGGGACGUUCAACGCUCGAUUGUGUGCGCAUCUACUUGACCUGCUGCCGCAAAUGGCCCUACUUCGGUGCAAGUCUCUUCCAAGCCAAACCGCGUCACUCUGAUCAGGCCAUGGCCUGGUUGGCGGUUUCCGAGGAUGCGCUUAAUGUGCUCGAGUUAAGCUCGAUGACACCAAUGGCACGCUAUCCGUACACAUCGGUGAUGACUUUUGGCGGCUGUCAGGAUGAUUUUAUGUUGGUUGUCUCCAAUGAGGAUACGUUGGCUACGUGCGGCACACAAGAACAGAAGCUACUCUUCGCCAUGAGCAAACCAAAGAUACUCGAAAUAACACUGUUAAUCGCCGACUAUAUGAAUGCGCUCGGCCACACUGUGCCCGGCACGCCACAAAUGAAUACGCUCACCCGCAAUGGCUCACAUCGUUCGCUGCGUUCACGUCCUGCCGGCGGUGGCACUGGUACCGGUACUGGCACGGGUACCGGGCUCGGCGGCUGCGGCACCACCACAGCUGGUAUGUCCACCAAUGCGACCACCACGGCGCACAACACACUCAACUCGCAUGCCACGCACACGCUCAACUCGACACAUUCGCAUACGCUGAGCUCAUCGCACUACAGUGGUGGCGGUGGUGGCAUCGGUACACAUGUCGGCAGUCAUCAGGGCACCAUGAGCUCUUCACACGGCCAUGCGCAUCAUCAUCAGCCGGAUAUAUUGAAGAGUACGCCCGAUCAUCAGCGCAUCAAGUAGAUCGCAAGAGCAAAAGUGUAAAUAAUCUAGACAUUAGGCGAUUUUUUAUUAUUAGUGUGCGCGCUAAAAAGUAUGUUAAGUUUACGAUUUAGGGAUCGACGACUCAGUUAAACUAUUUCUAUCGACUAUUUCUAGAUCUGAAUCUAGAAUCGAGCUGCAGUUGCUUAUAGCUAACAAGCUACACAAUCUUUUUCGUGCUACUAAAGCUCGCACCAGGUUUCGAUGGUAAAUAAGUAAGCGCAACUUCCACAAAAACCGUUAGGUAUUGCUCACAAAAACCAAAAUUUCUGCUCCAAAGUUAAAAUUUAUUUUUAUCAAAAAAGUACCCUUAACUUUGUGAAGCUUUUAUAUAGCUUUUGAAGCUAUAACGACAUUUCCUGGGCUCGGAAGUCUUCCAAUGCCUACGAAGUAUUCAACCAUAUCGAAAAAGAUAUAACUAGAGCCCGAACCGUUUUCGUAACUCUAUGAUUAAUACUCAUAACUUUCUUUUUUAAUUAGAGACGAAGCUACUAAGAAAUAUCUUAAGUUCUUUACGAAAGAAUUGUCAUGAAUCGAAAGUCGAACUGCUAUGUUUCCUAUUUAAAAAAACAAUAACAAAAAUGAAUGUUGAAGUUAAAUUAUAUACAAACAAAUGUAAAAAAAGCGGCAAAUGUUGUAACGGUAUUUUAGAGUUACUAAACGAAAGUUAAAGUCAUUGCCAAGGAAGCUUUUUCAGUUUUUGUGCUUCUAAGACUUUCGAAGAGCUUAUUUAUCCCUUAAAAAAUUACAAAAAGCCAACAAACUUAAUACUAUUGAUGAAAGCUCAAUAAAGUUUUCAUGAUCUUUUUAUCCCUUCAAAGCUUUUAAAGCAAUUUAGAAGUUUUUUAAUCGAAACAAAUCGACACUGAAAGCUUAUUAGACAUAUUAAUUGAACGAAGAGUGUUUCAAAACAUAAAGCUUAGUAGCAAAUAUUAGUGACAUCUCAAUAACGCUUCCAAGACUUUUUGUUUCUCUUCAGAGCUUACAAAACAAUUUAAAAGUUUUUUUAAAUAUCUUUUUUUUUUUAAUUUAUAGAAGAAAGACAUUUUGGUGUUUUAAGUAUUUUAUAACGCUCAUAAUAAAUGUUUGAAUAACUUUCAAAAGCUCUACAUAUAUAGAGUAUAAUUCGAAAGGCAUAGCUUAAUAUAUUUUUUACAAACUGUUAAGACUCUGAUGUAAUAAGAAUAUUUGCAAAGAUUUGAAUAGUCACCUUUCCCUAAAAGCUCAAAUAGCUUUAAAGCUUUUACAUAAAGUCUUUGCGGGCGUAAAAAUUUUCACAGUUUCAUUAAGAAUUUUAUACAUAUCUAUAUAGAGUAUAAUUCGAAAGUGAAAGUUUAACAUAUGUUUAGAAAGCUAUAAAAGCUUUGUUGUAAUAAAUAAUAUUUGCAAAGAUUUAAGUAGUUAACUUUCCCUAAAAGCUCACAAAACUUUGAAGAUUUCAAUGGCAUCUUUAAAAAGCUUUCAAAGCCUCAGAGCUUUUGUUGAGAAUGCUGUUGGAGCGCAAAUGUAACCGUUUGCAUAACUUUUAACAACUUUUUUACAAAAUUAUAAUGUUAUAUUUAAAAAGCUUUCAAGGCCUUAGAGCUUUUAUUGAAAAUGAUAUAGGAACUCAAAUGUUAUGUAAAUACAAUCAUUUGUAUAGUUUUCAACAACUUUUUAACAUAAUUUUAGUAAGCUCUUGCAAAUCUUUCGAUUUUUUGUCCUGGCUUAAAAAGCUUUAAUUGAAAGCUUUGUGCGUUUGUCAUACAUUUUUUCCGAAAAAUCAUAAUUGAAUACUCUGUCUGUUAGUUAG